Messenger RNA from Asparagus officinalis (garden asparagus), 1193 nucleotides. RefSeq lists its product as uncharacterized. The coding region runs from base 271 to 1113 and encodes 280 amino acids. The record is from RefSeq and is a predicted model, not a curated record. NCBI's taxonomy places the organism in Eukaryota, Viridiplantae, Streptophyta, Magnoliopsida, Asparagales, Asparagaceae. The transcript has a single exon. Gene Ontology annotation, biological process: root development; shoot system development.
UGUGUUUCACAACGCGCAGCAUGCCGCCGACACCGCACAAAUUUAAAACUAGGUAACCUCUCGCUGCUCCACUACACCCUUCACGUGUCAUUAUUCGCGGAUCCAGCUGCUACCCCUCACCUCCUCCAUACUUCACCCGUUAAACUCCCUCGUCCCCCUAUAUGAACCCCCAACCCUCUCCCUCUCCAUUCCCAAGCAAAACUCAAAACGCAAACGCAAACCAAGAACAAACAAAACAGAAAGAGAGGGCGGGCGGAAAUCAAAAUCAAAAUGGUGGCCGUGUUCAAUCGCUCCUUCUCCCUUCCCGGGUCUCCACGUCCGAAACCCGACCCGAAAAAGUCCUACCACGUCCGAUCCAUCAGUCUCCCCUGUCGCUCCCACCCCCUCAUCUCCCAACUCGAGGACGACAUCCGAUCCGUCACCAACUGGGUCUCAUCCGCACCCGUGUCCGCAUCCUACCUCUGCGACGGCCUCUCCCGCCUCGACCUCCUCCACACCUCCCUCAACGACCUCCUCAACCUCCCCCAGAGCCAAGACUCCCUCCGCCGCGGAUCCGGGUCCGAAUGGACCGACCGCAUCCUCAAUGACUUCCUGCGCCUCGCUGACGCGCACGGAUGCUUCAGAUCCGAGCUCAUUACGAUUGCCCAGCAGAAAUCUGACGCUCAAGUCGCCAUCAGAAUUCAAGAUAAACUCAAUAUUUCUUUGUGCACGAGAUCGAUCAGGAAGAGCGAGAAAGAGCUCGUCAAGAUCGCCUCGUCGCUUAAAGAGAUCUCUAAAUCUCAAGUUGGUUUGAGAUUCACCAACGGAGUUGAGGAGGCUGAGCUGGCCGGAGUAAUUAGAGAGGUCAUUAGUGUGACUGUAUCGGCACUGGCAGCUGUUUUCCUGGGGGUUGCAGAUGUGGCGUCGACUGCGACGGGUGGAAAAAAUUCAUCUUGGACGCCGUUAAGGAGAUUGUCGACUUCAAAAUCGUUUAGGGGUUUGGGAGAAGAGAGCUCGACGGAGAGAUUUGAGGUGGCGGAGGAGCGCGUGAGGGGGGUUGAAAGUAAAAGUGAGAGUUUGUUUAGGUGUUUGGUGAACAUUAGAGUUUCUCUGUUGAACAUCUUAACUUGCUAGGGGGAAAGAAAAAAUUUGUAUCAUACAUAUAUAGAGAUUUGAAUUUUGUGUAUACUUUUGAGAAUUACAACAAGGAUACA